CGUGUGGCAGCCAGGACGUGCCCCCUAAGGAUGUAAACAGAAACGCCACCAGACCCACCGCGUUACUACCACCUUCCGACAGGAUGGGUACGGGGUGGGCGGUGGCCGUGACAGUGGUGGGGUCUGUGGUCAUCGCGGGGCUGCUGGGGCUGCUGGCUAGACACUUGGGGCUGUGGACGUGGGCGGUGACGUGGGUGAAGGCGGCCACUGAGGAGAAGAUGCAUCUGUGUCGCUCUCAACGAACUACCAGUACCCGUAGUUACAUGUUCGAUAACGACCUGGACUGGAUCGGACUGUGGCCACGAACUGGGUCGUACAAACGCUUCACUAAUCUGGACGACCUAACAAGUGUACCUACCGUAGACGACCCCGCGGUACGACCUGUUGAGGAACCUGACCUGCCACCCCAGCCCCUACGACCUGCCCCAGCACCCCCACCUAGGAUGGGAGGCUGGACGGAGAGUGGGGAUGGCUCACCCUCGCCCGCCAGCAGUAGUGUGGGGUUCGGGGUAGAGACGCCCCCGGAACCCACCCGUCCAGCGCCCGUGUUGGACAGAAGGGAUUCAAACCGCUCCCUCACUGGUCGCAUCUCCCGUCGUGACUCUAGCAAGGAGCUGUUGGUCACCUCACAGCAGGGGAGCCCAAAGAGAGCCUCUACCAACCCCUUCAGGGCGUCCUGGGUCCCCCCUGAUGAGUCCUCGGAAGAAUCCUUCUUUCAGAAGCCCUUUGCAGGAAGUCAGCAAGCCCAUGGUUCUCCUGCACCCACGGUGAAUAACACCCAGAGUGAGCUGUCUGGCACGGUGAAUGGGCAGGACUUCCCAGCACCGGCAGUGUCCAGCAGCCCCUGGGACCCCCAGAUCCACGCUCGGCCCCGUGUGAUACACACCAAGGCUGUUCAGGGUCCAAUGGUCAACGGCAGCGAGGAGAGAGAGGUAGUGAGUGCUAAUCUUAUUGACAUUGUCACUCCUUCCCCACCUGCUGUUGGUGUUGGCACGACGCAGUACGACACUUCCUCCCCAGCUGCCCGAAGUGCUGGCACGACGCAGUACGACACUUCCUCCCCAGCUGCCCGAAGUGCUGGCACGACGCAGUACGACACUUCCUCCCCAGCUGCCCGAAGUGCUGGCACGACGCAGUACGACACUUCCUCCCCAGCUGCCCGAAGUGCUGGCACGACGCAGUACGACACUUCCUCCCCAGCUGCCCGAAGUGCUGGCACGACGCAGUACGACACUUCCUCCCAGCUGCCGAAGUGCUGGCACGACGCAGUACGACACUUCCUCCCAGCUGCCCGAAGUGCUGGCACGACGCAGUACGACACUUCCUCCCCAGCUGCCGAAGUGCUGGCACGACGCAGUACGACACUUCCUCCCCAGCUGCCCGAAGUGCUGGCACGACGCAGUACGACACUUCCUCCCAGCUGCCCGAAGUGCUGGCACGUUCCUCCCCAGCUGCCCGAAGUGCUGGCGACGCAGUACGACACUUCCUCCCCAGCUGCCCGAAGUGCUGGCACGACGCAGUACGACACUUCCUCCCCAGCUGCGAAGUGCUGGCACGACGCAGUACGACACUUCCUCCCCAGCUGCCCGAAGUGCUGGCACGACGCAGUACGAUACUUCUCCCCAGCUGCCCCAGUGCUGGCACGACGCAGUACGACACUUCCUCCCCAGCUGCCCCAAGUGCUGGCACGACGCAGUACGACACUUCCUCCCCAGCUGCCCAAGUGCUGGCACGACGCAGUACGACACUUUCUCCCCAGCUGCCCCAAGUGCUGGCACGACGCAGUACGACACUUCCUCCCCAGCUGCCCCAAGUGCUGGCACGACGCAGUACGACACUUCCUCCCCAGCUGCCCCAAGUGCUGGCACGACGCAGUACGACACUUCCUCCCCAGCUGCCCCAAGUGCUGGCACGACGCAGUACGACACUUUCUCCCCAGCUGCCCCAAGUGCUGGCACGACGCAGUACGACAAACUGUACGACAAUACUGCGCGCAAGAACGAUACAACUGUUGA
Homarus americanus (American lobster) is the source of this 2015-nucleotide messenger RNA. RefSeq names its product flocculation protein FLO11-like. The transcript is spliced from 5 exons. The record is from RefSeq and is a predicted model, not a curated record. The coding region runs from base 84 to 2015 and encodes 643 amino acids. NCBI's taxonomy places the organism in Eukaryota, Metazoa, Arthropoda, Malacostraca, Decapoda, Nephropidae.